AUGCGUUACUACGGACAAAACACUUUCCUGGCUCCCUGCCUCAUGGCAUAUGUACUGGCUCUGCUUUCCGCUACUCAUCAUGUUCUUGCCUCCCCAGUCGCAGCUACCGGGGUAGACAUGUCACUCCUGUUUCCACCCGAGCCGGAGUCUGUCCAUAUUGUUGAACUCCCACUUCCCCCGGUUUCUCCAUCAAACGAGACAGGGGCAUGCACGCUCUCAAUCAACCCUCACGGCACCGGCUGUAUCGGCAAAGACGCGGAGCUGCGCAAUGGAAAUUUCCUGCCUGAUAACAAGCACAUUGUGGCCAGCGUGACGUUUGCCGGAGCACCCGAUGUCCCGCAACCCGGCAGCGCCUACAGCGGUGUGCAGCUGAUUGUUAUCAAGACAGAUGGACGGAAGUUUCCCAAUGGCGACGCAUGGAAAUGUAUCACAUGUGGCAUUCCCACGGCGAGAAGGAAUGGGAGCACGGAGCUACUGGAAUACCCGCAGGCAUUUCGAGACGGCAGACGCGUCCUUGCCGGAAACAAUAUUGUCGACUGUGGUGGCGCCGUGCUCUCUAGUCCUAAAUGUGUGCCUGAACGCGCGCAUAUCUAUCCCAUCUACUGGACGAACACUGUCAACGGAUCUGGCCCUGGAGGAGCAAUCCGCGAGAACAGGAUUCACCCAGACAAUGUGCAUAUGGGCUUUAGUUCGUUUACAAGCACAGGAGGGGUGCUGGGCCAGUUUGCCUACUUUGGGCGUCUGGUCUUCAACCCUUUCCCCGUUACGGGCGAGCCACGAGUCCCUAGAUAUGAGCUGCACAACGUCACCAGGUUGUAUGAUCCAGCAGCUCUCCAGCCCUUUUCGGUCCAUGGAGGCAAAUUGACAAUCAACCCCGAGGCGCUUAGCGUUGGAGAGCUUCGCGGCUUCUCUGGAUCUGGAGACGAAAUCAUUUACGUCGGCGCCAACAGAGAGUCCUGCAAUACAGACAUUUUCGCAGCAAAUAUUGAUACCGGUCAUGUCCGGCGCAUCACGCAACAUCCUGGCUACGCCGACCCAAUUGACGUCUCUCCUGACAACAAGUGGUCCGUUAUCUUGGAUACCCGCAGCACGAAUCGUACCAUGUUCAUGGCCGCCAUGAGAGGGAUUCCACCUCUCACGGACCUCGUAUCCUCCACGGCAUCCGUUUCAAUUCGCAACAAUGGGCAGCGCCGGUUCUUUCAGCCCUGGCUGCUCGACAGUACCGGUGAUCGCGGGGAAUAUCUCGGACAGCAGCUCAACGCGCACGAAACUGGAAGCGAAAGCGUAAAUGAUCCAGAGUGGAACGCCCAGGCAGAUCCACGGUGGUCGUGGGACGGCACGCAGAUUGCAUACUACCAACGGCUAACCGUACCUCCCCAGUGCGGCGGCCUAAAUCCACUGCCUUGCCCGGCCUCUACGUCGGAUGGAGAGAGAAGUUAUAGAAUCAUGCUGGCCACUCUCACGGCUCGCAAGCCAGUCCGUCUUCGUCCAGUCAAGCGAGUCUCCGAUGUUAUUCCUUGGGGUGUGCCGUAUGUGCCCGGUGAUCCGACCCCUGUCCGCUGGUACCCGCCUGGUGGUGCGUACACGGUGUAUGGACGAGUUUCAGGCUACGCAGACGUGACGCUCAUUGAGAACAGCGGUGGGACCGGGCUUGAGACGGUUGCGGUCAGCUAUCAUGACUAUUCUGACGCAGCGGGGGUGGUGCUUACCGGUAGUGAGAACGUGACAUCGGUGCAUGUUGGAGAGAGCCUGACGCUGGAGAGGGUGGAAUGGUACUCGGAUCUUACGUCGAUUGGCCCAGGUAGCCAUUCUGCCUCGAAGGUGACUAGCGAAGACGGGUUCCAUUUGUUGAUUGAUAUGAUGGAAACCGAGUUCGUGGCCAACGGGACGCUUACGAGCACGGUUGAUAAGGUCGUGUAUGGGCAGCCUGAGAAUUACACUUAG
This is a messenger RNA of Aspergillus mulundensis, 1944 nucleotides long. RefSeq names its product TolB family protein. The transcript has a single exon. Bases 1 to 1944 code for a protein of 647 amino acids. The record is from RefSeq and is a predicted model, not a curated record. NCBI's taxonomy places the organism in Eukaryota, Fungi, Ascomycota, Eurotiomycetes, Eurotiales, Aspergillaceae.